This is a messenger RNA of Columba livia (rock pigeon), 3562 nucleotides long. Its product is annotated as sushi, nidogen and EGF-like domain-containing protein 1. Bases 1128 to 2003 code for a protein of 291 amino acids. The transcript is spliced from 4 exons. NCBI's taxonomy places the organism in Eukaryota, Metazoa, Chordata, Aves, Columbiformes, Columbidae. The record is from RefSeq and is a predicted model, not a curated record.
CAUAUCCUGGGGGCAGCUGCUUGGUGUAGCAGGUUACUGCUUUGGAGAGCAUGGUGUUCCACGUCCCAGAGGUGGCACUGGAAGGCCAGGUUUAGCUCUAGCACUCCUGUUCCCUGCUACCCUGAUGGGGGUUUGAUUUUUGCCGCUUCCUUCAGGAUGUGAAUGUCAGCUGCUUGCAAUGUCAUUUUUUUUAAUAUAGAGAGUAGCCUGGCCUUGCGAGCAGAGCCGGCUUGCCCUUUGUCCGGUGAUUUGAAUGAGAACAGUGUGAAGCUGGUGUCCCUGGAGUGACACUCAGGCGCUCGCUGCCUUGUGCAUGGAGGUGAUGUGCCCAGAUGGAGGCAGGGUGGCACCCUGCUGAUCUCCUGGGUUGGGCGCUGACUUUUCCCACCCACUUCCUUUCUCAAGCAGUUCAGCAAAAGCUGUUGGAAUUCCAGGUUAAUGGGGGAAAUCACUUUAUGCUAAACCCUUGGCCAUCUGCUCACUUUCUAAUUACAAACACUGUGGGUGUGAUUUGUGGCUGUGCCCUUGGGAUGGGGUGAGGCAGGGUGGGAGGCAGCUGGUUGUCCCCGCAGCCCUGACAGUGGGCACUGCAGGAGGAUGCUGCUGGCUCUGCAGGGAACAUCCCUGGGCUGUCAGCAUGCGAUGUAGCCGAGCCUUGCCCAGCCUUCCCCGUGCCUGCCUGUUCCUUGCUCCCUGGUACUUGGCAGAGCUGGGCCAAGGACAUCUUCGAGAGAACAGCCUCCUGCCAGGUUUGCCUUCACAGCACCUCCAGCUUGGCCCUCUUUCCAACUCACAGGCCCCCGGCCUCUGCUGCCAAAGCCAUGCUGUGCUUGUGUUAUCUUGGACUGCCGCACUCCUGCCCUACAUGAGUGCUGGGUGUUGGGACUGCAGGAGAGGCUGUGGUGGCUGGGAGUUGUCCCUUUAAACACGGGGUCCGGGGAGGGUAAUCUGCCAGAGAUUAUCUGAUGGGCAGAAGAUUGGAUUAAAGGCAAUGUCUCCUCCCUUCACCCAUGUCCUAAAGCAUCCCCUGUCCUGUGUGUAUGGAAACCAAGUUCACUUUCUCCUGACCGAGCAGAGAGUGGGGCCUUUGAUUUGAGGGCUAAGGGGAGGAGGGCAAAGUGUGCGCUAUGGGACUGGCUCUCCUCUUCCUCGCUGUGCUGGCCACGCUGAUCUCCUGUGAGGACCCAGAAGGUAAUGGCGUGUUUGGGGGAAGAGGGACUUACAGGGUGCCCCAGAGCUGCUGCUAUCUGGCUGGAUGGGUCUGCCCCAGCAGGGAGAAAGACCUUUAUCACGUCCCUGCACCAAGGCUUGGGACAGGGAGGGGCUGGCUUGCGGGAGAGCUGGGGGCCGUUAAUGGGCACUGUCCUUAUCACAGCAGGGGUGAGGGAGGAGGCUUUCGGGGCUGGGGAGCUGCUGGGAAGGGUGGUCCUUGGCCCCCUGACUCAGGCCAGCCCUGCUCUGCCUUGCUCCCUGCGGCACCAGGAGACCUGGAUACUUACUGGUCUGGCACAGCACCCAUCUGCUUGGGGGGCUGCAAGGGGAAGCACAAGGAGCUGAAGAGGAGCCAGUGUGGGAAUGGCAGCUGCUGCUGGCUGGGCUACAAGUCCUUCUGCAGAGUGAACUGCGGGCGACCCGAAGCGGACUUCAACUCAGUGGUGUAUGGCAACGACUGGUGGGUUGGCUCAGUGGUGCGGUACAGCUGCCGGCCUGGAUUCCUGCUGCUGGGGGACCCGGCCAGUGCCUGCCAGUCCGACGGCCGCUGGACUCCCAAGCCCACCUGCCUCCGGAUCUGCCUGCGAGGUCGGAUCGAGAUCAGCGAGCGGGACAUUACUGGGAGGUGCUCCUCAUCGUGCAGCACCCAGGCCCACCUGGGAGCCUUCCUCAACCACGGCUGCAUCAAAAUCUCAGCCUGUGUCACCAAGCACUCAGGCUGGGCUCGCUGGUUCCUGCGUUGUGACAUCUGUGAGUGCGACUGCCAUGUCCCAUGCGGGUCCUCCAGGUAGAGCUGGGCGGUCCAGGGCUGUGGCCACUGGCCCCAUGUCAAGGGAGGCUUCCACCCUGGAUGUCUGCUUCCCUUUGCCACGUGUCUCCAGUGCUGCACUCCUUCCAUAAGCCCUGUUCAUCCCAAGGCUGACAUCUGAGAGGAGAUGUGGACUCACUCUCUCCCUUCCUGCCUGGCCCCAUCCUGUGACUCCCCAGCAGCAGGGGAUGCUCUGUGAGCAGCAGGCGCUGGGGCGCUGCAUGUGCUUCCUGCAGCUGGGCUUGAGGACUUUGGUGUCUCAGCCUCCAUUUGCCCAGAUACUUCCUAGAGGAGGCUUAUAUCCCCUUUUAGCGGGGAUAUGCAUGUGUGCCUGUGCCUGUUGGAGAAAUAUCUGUACCGUCUGUGCUGCAGGUUGUGAUUUCCCCCUGGCCAGGUCCCUGGCCUGAGAGAUAGACCUUUCCUGUGUGCAUGCUGCAGCUAUCAGACAGGGCUGGAAUGCAGGAUCCGCCUGCUACCCCCACGCCAUGGGCAGGGCACACAGGGCAGAGCAGCCUGGCCAAGGCUGCACCACCUAUUGCUGAGGAAUCAAGUGUUACAGUGGGACAAACCACCCUACAGCCUCCCUUCCCUAAACUCUUUUUUCUCCCCAUUAGCCCUUCACUUCUCACUGGGGAAAUGGUCAGAGAGUUGCACUCAUGUUGAUGCCAGUACCUGACUCCAGUCAGGAACAACCUGGUGCUCCCUGGGCUGCCCUGGCUCCCUCUGAGGCAGCAAUGGAAAAGCCAGACUUUGUAUUCUCUCAGGGAAGAAGGAGGUGGUCUGGAGCAUGUAUGAUGGGAUUUCCAGUGGAGCUGGAGGACCAACAGUACCACCAUGGGUAAUUAAACUAUGCUUACAGGAAAUCACACAGGUUUUCCAGUCAUGCGAAGAGAUUCUGUUGCCUGCUCUGUCCCUAGAGUCCUGGACAUAAAUAAAAGAGCCAGGACAGGCUCCCUCUGCCACUGAUGCUCUCCUGAACACGUGAGCUACCAUGGGGGCACAGGUAUAGUCAAGGCCACCGUAGGAAGGUCCUAGCUGGGGACCACAUGAAUGCUGAAUGUGUCCAUGGGCACGGGACUGCUUUCUGGGCACUGGAGUCCCAUGCCUGCUAGCUGUUCACCUCAAAAUAACUCCACAGCAGGAACUGCUAGUUGCUGCAAGGCCACCAGCUUGGUCCUGACCCAGUCUUGAGCAGCUGAGAAGGAAGUGACUUUAGCAUCAGGUGGGUUUGCUCCCAAGCCCUGUUUGUGCUCAUGGGGAUGGGAGUCAGCAAACUGGAUUGGUCCGGUGUGCCUUUUUCUCCACGAUGACUUAAGAUGUCACUAUGGAGCUUGGCUCCACAAUACCUCCUUGUGCCCUCCACGUGCUCAGCCUGCGAGCUGCCCUGCCCCACAGUGUCUCCUCUGGCUGGAUCCUGCUCCGCCAAGGGAGCAAAAUCACUGCCCUGAGCUCUGUGCUGGCCCAACGCUGGCUGUGGGAGGGGAAAACUUUCCUUGCCUCAACAGAUGGUUUUUUAAUUAAUACUCCUGUUAGUGCCACCCA